Messenger RNA from Aspergillus chevalieri, 414 nucleotides. Its product is annotated as SANT/Myb-like DNA-binding domain-containing protein. The coding region runs from base 1 to 414 and encodes 137 amino acids. The transcript has a single exon. NCBI's taxonomy places the organism in Eukaryota, Fungi, Ascomycota, Eurotiomycetes, Eurotiales, Aspergillaceae. The record is from RefSeq and is a predicted model, not a curated record.
AUGUUGCCAUCCAGGGAGGAUUCAUUCACCAUCCUUCAUUCUCAAUUCAUGUCUGCCCCGCUUGACGAUUGUUUGCAAUUCCUUUCUUGGCUAUUUGAAGGUGCUCUACCACGUUGCAUAUCUAGCUUUUCACCGACAGCAUGUGAAGAGCGAGAUGCGCUGGCAAUAAGUCACUCAAGUACCCCUCAUGAGACUGAACAAAAUCAGCGUGAUUGCAGGAAGGCCGCCCGAGGAGGCUCAAGAAAGAAAACGCCAUGGUCCACAGAAGAGGCAGAAUUUCUACUGAAUCUGAAGAAAGACAAGAGUCGGUCUUGGUCAGAGGUUGCAAGGUUAUUCUUGGAGCACUAUCCAGGGAGGACUCCAGGCGUGAUACAGGUACACUGGAGCACGAUUCUCAACAGGAAAGCAGAUUAA